Fonsecaea pedrosoi CBS 271.37 is the source of this 1005-nucleotide messenger RNA. RefSeq lists its product as uncharacterized. Gene Ontology annotation, cellular component: membrane. Lineage: Eukaryota; Fungi; Ascomycota; Eurotiomycetes; Chaetothyriales; Herpotrichiellaceae. Gene Ontology annotation, molecular function: transmembrane transporter activity. The transcript has 6 exons. The record is from RefSeq and is a predicted model, not a curated record. The coding region runs from base 1 to 1005 and encodes 334 amino acids.
AUGUGCGACAGAGGCUAUAGCUUUGGUAGUUUAACGGACGACUUGUCUUGUAUCCCUAACUCUGGGAGAGCUGCCCGAAGGAAGAGGAUAGCCAUUCAGAUGCAUAUGCACAUGAUCCCGCACUCCGAGGCUCGGCUGGAGGGGGAAGGCUAUGAGCGAGGUCUUUCCGGACAGGGGGACGAGAAUGCCCGCCUGAAGAAUGACGAGUCUCCGGACAUUCAAGAGCAUCGAGCAACUGUGGAACGGUUCUCGUCGCAGGAACAGAAGAGCAUCAUCUGGAGGAUCGACUGGCGGGUCAUGCCUAUCAUCGGCGCCAUAUUCUGCAUUUGUCUCCUUGACCGGGCAAAGCUCGGGGCCGCAAACAUCGCCGGCAUGCGCUAUUCCAUCAUCACACUGGUCUUCUUCCCGACCUACAUCGUCUUCGAGAUCCCAGCGACGCUGCUCACCCGCUGGAUCAGCCCGCGCCUUUUCCUCUCCAGCGUGGUCAUGACCUGGGCUGUGAUCCUCAUCGGCGCUGGUACUUGGUACACUCGCUACGAGAUGCACAAGAGGUGUUCCAUGUGGUAUUUCAUUGCCUCAACACUCACCUCAUGUGGAGGCAUUUUGACCUAUGGCCUGAUGCAAAUGCACGGGACUGCAGGCCGCGCCGGUUGGCGUUGGGUGUCAACUGCCGGCAUCGGCCUUGCCGGAUCUGUGCUCCUGGUCGGGUUUCCCGAAUCCAAGAAGAGAUACCGCCGUUUCCUCUCCGAUGCUGAAAUGUCCUUCGUGCUCGCACGCAUUAACCUGGACCGGAACGAUGCCGACAUCACGCCAUUCAACCUCUGGGAGUUUCUGUCGCACACGUUUGACCUCAAGCUCUGGUUGUUUGGCUUGAUUUACUGCUUUACCUUGAUUGUCGGGUAUAGCUUUGCGUAUUUCCUGCUCAUCAUUCUGUUCUACAAGCUGGAAUUCAGCCUGGCGGCCGCCCAGUGUCUUGUGACACCGCCCUAUUUCCUAGGCGGCUGA